Molecule: messenger RNA, 3821 nt
Organism: Microplitis mediator
Lineage: Eukaryota; Metazoa; Arthropoda; Insecta; Hymenoptera; Braconidae
Gene: tral
Product: protein LSM14 homolog car-1
Exons: 7
Coding region: 113-1723 (536 amino acids)
Biological process (GO): cytoplasmic stress granule assembly; P-body assembly
Cellular component (GO): P-body
Molecular function (GO): mRNA binding
Source: RefSeq, a predicted model, not a curated record
AGCAUUCAGCAGCAUAUUGGUGUCGGCUUGUUCACUUGGUCAGAUGGUAUCGUGGGUUCUCUAGCGAUAUAUAUCUAUUUUUUAUUUAAGAAUAAAUAAUAAAAGCAUCAAGAUGAGUUCUGGAAUGCCAGAACUUGGCUCUAAGAUCAGCUUAAUAUCUAAAGCUGAUAUUCGUUAUGAAGGAAGACUUUUUACUGUUGAUCCUCAAGAAUGUACAAUUGCUCUCGCGAAUGUACGUUCGUUCGGUACCGAAGAUCGAGACACGCAAUUUCCGGUCGCUCCACAAAAUCAAAUUUACGAGUACAUUCUCUUCAGAGGUUCUGAUAUAAAAGAUAUUCGGGUUAUCAACAAUGUCAACACUAUUCCUAAUGAUCCAGCGAUUGUUCAGAUGACAGUUCAACCAACGAUGAACCAACAGUCAUACCAACCGCAGCCUGGAUAUGGACAUCCAAUGAUGGGUCAAAUGCCUCCAAUGGGUGGACAAUAUGGGCCGCCGUAUGGUAUGGCCAUGGGAGCAAUGGGUCCAGUAAUGACAAUGCCUCCAGUUAGAGAUCCUCGAGGAACAAUGAAUAAACCUCCAAGUGAGUUGACCUCAGGACCCAUCGAUUCCAACGUCAUCAAUAUCCCCAAUACACUGCCGACGGCCAACGUCAAGCCGUUGACAAAAGAUCAAUCUCUUGAAGAUGGUGUUAUGGAUCUAAUAAGUGGCUCACGUUCAACGACACCAACAUCUUCAUUGCUCACUAGAAAAAGCCCAACAAUGGAUCAAGGAACCCAAGUAGGACAACAGCAACAACAAAAACAAUCUGUUGGAAAAGCUAUUGAGAAGCCUACUAAUCGAACUGUACAUCCACAACAAAAUCGUGAACGUGACACACAAAAUCGUGGUCGGACUGGCAGUGGAAUGUCACAUUACAGCGACGGAAAACGUGAUGUAGUUACUCAUGAUAAUCAGAUGCACAAUCAAAGACAUUCUCGUGGCUCUCAUGGAUCCCAAGGUUCUCAUGGACCUCAAGGUAAUCGUGGCAGUCGUGGUGGAUGGAUUCCACGGGGUAACGUUUCACGCGGGCGUGGACGAGGACGUGGUGGUGCUUUUCCACAAAAUCAAGCGGGUAAUGCUGGUGGUAAACCCAAAAACACUUUGAAAUUCGACAAUGAUUAUGAUUUUGAACAAGCAAAUACUGAAUUCGAAGAACUUAGAUCUCGAUUGGCUAAAACAAAGAUCGAUGUGGGUACAGAAAAUGAAAAGAAAGACGACAGCGGAAAUGAGACAGGAGCUGGUGAAGGAGAACCUGAAGAAGAAACUGAUGUUGUCCAUUAUGACAAAGCUAAAUCGUUCUUUGAUAAUAUUAGCUGUGAAGCUGUUGAGAGAAGUAAAGGAAGAUCUCAACGUACGGAUUGGCGAACAGAACGUAAAUUAAAUUCAGAAACAUUUGGAGUAUCAUCAACAAGACGUGGUGGUUUCCGUGGUAGAGGCUACUAUAAUCGUGGAAUGGGUGGUGGUACAUAUCGCAAUAAUAAUACUGGACCUGGUGGACCAUUAGGUGGAGGUAACAUGGGAUCAGGUGGAUACCGUGGAAAUUAUCGAGGAAAUCGAGGUAACAAUUCGGCUAAUCGUAAUAAACGAGGGCAAAAUCACGGUAGUAACAGUAAUGGAGGACAAAAUGGUCCUAUCAAUAAUCAAAGUACAAGUCAAAAUCGUCUUGUUACUGGUACCGCGUAAAAGUUAUUCAAUUUAUAAAUAUAUACAUACAAAUAUAUGUAUAUAUAUCUCCCCUGAACCCAAUAUAAUGAUUAUUAAUCACUAGAACGGGAUUAAACAUACAAUUAUAAAUAAACAACGCGAUACUUUAUAAGUAUUUACUUAGCUUAAGAUUUUUACUGUGUGUGCGGUGUUAUAAUAGCGAGAGAAAUAAAAAUAAUCGAAAGUAAGAUAAAAUAAUAAUUUUAAUUAGUAUUUCGAUUAAAUUAUGAUUUAUGUGAAUUUAAUGUCAUUGUAAAAAAAAACAAAAAACUUUGACAUUACGAUAAAGUAUACAGAACUUCGUAUUCUUUAAAUUCAUUUAAAACGAUAAAUAUUAUUGUGUUUAUAAUUUUAAAAGUAAUCAAGAGUAUGAUCAUCAGCCGCGAUAUAAAUGCAUUAAAUCUCAUACAUUUGAAGUUACGUUUUUUUUUUUAUUACUAUUAAUAUUAUCGAUUCAAUUAUCUUAUAUUUUUAUUUUUUUUGGUUUCGUCAGUGAAAAAUAUUUAGAAUAGCAUCGGUAAAUGAAAUAAAGAAUAAGAAUAGGGUUUUGGGGAGAAAUUAAGUAAUUAAAAAAUAAACGAAUAAAUUUAUUCUUCAGUGUUUUAAGUUGUAAAAAAUAUGGGAAAAAAAAGAAUAAAAAUGAAAAAAAAUUCCAAUUAAAAAUAAAAAUUAAUAUAAGACAUGUACUGAAUAGAAGCAGAUUUGAUUUAACUCUCCUGUAAGUAUUACUUGAUAAUAAUUAAGGCAUAAAAUAAUAAACUAUAUAUGAUUAUAUAAGCAUAUAUUUGUUUUAAAAAAAAAAGGAAGGAUUUACUAUGAUGGAAAUAUUAGGUGUAGUUGGAUUGUAUCCGCUAAGACGGAAGUCGAUGGAUUAUUUUAUUGCCAAAUGGAUUGUUAUCAAUCAAAUCUGUCUUUCCUCAUGAUUAUCAAUAAAUAAUUUUGAAAUAUUUUGAAUAAUGUAAUUAUAAGUUAAUUAACUAAACAAUUAUUAAUUAAAUAAAAAUUGUAUGACGUCGUAAUGCGCUAUUCUCUCGUAAAUACUGUUAAUAAAAAAAAAAUUAAUAACAAUAAUAAUAAUACAAUGCUCGCGAUCAUUUAACAUUGAUUGCUUAUCAUGAACUCGCAUGAAUUAACGUAUUGGAUGUGAUCAUUGACCGAACUAAAUUAUCAAUCGGUAACGUAUUUUCUCUAAGAAAAUUAAAUGUAAAAGUAAUGUCAUGCUUUAUACUAUAUAUAUAUAUAUAUAUAUAUAUAUAUAUAUAUAUAUAUAUAUAUAUAUAUAUAUAUAUAUAUAUAUAAUAUGUAACGGUGAAAUGUAAAAUAGGAUACUUAUAAAUAAAUAUUAAAAAAGUAAAAUUGAUAAUAAUUAAAAAAAAAUUAUAAAUAAUAAAAAUGAUAUGAACAGAGUGUCGUGAUAAUAAAUUUUUCAAAAUUAUGCCGCGUGUUAUAAUGGUAUUACUUAAAAUUUAUUGCCAAUCGAUAAAUAAAUGAAUAAAGUUAAAGAUUUGGCUUAACAAGAUUUAACAAAGUUAAUUAUCGAGUUUAAAUUAUCCGCGUGUGGAAAUAAAUUAUUUAAAUAAUUUUUUUUUUUAAUGUCAGAGUAUUGAAAAAUAAUAAUAUUAUUAUAAAUCAUAAACAAUAUACUGUUUAUGAUAUAAAACCCUCAAAGAAAAUUUAUUUGAUAAUUAAUGACUACGAGCAAAUAAAACAAAUAAAUUAUUUGAAAAAUUUAUUAUUUAUAUUAAUAGUUGCCAAUGAUAACUGUAACUAUUUGCACAUGUUACUUUUAUAUAUUUACUGUAGGGUUUUGAAUUUUUUUUUUUUCUUGAAACGACAGAAGUAUGUGUGAGUUUAAAUGAAUCUCACGCUGUUUUGAAUUUAGAUUUUUAAAUUAAAAUGAAAGUUGAAAUUGUAUGAUUAUUAUUAGACAAUUUGAGAAGAAGAAGAAAAAUGUUUAUUAUGAUAAUUAUUAAUUGAUUGUUUGCGGCUGUUAUUUUUUUAUAGACUUAAAUUGAGUCUUAUCUCUUAUAUAUGUAAUGUCUACACCUCAAAUGAAUAAACAAAUAUUCCACACUCA